This is a messenger RNA of Oncorhynchus tshawytscha (Chinook salmon), 9750 nucleotides long. Its product is annotated as mucin-5AC. The transcript has 27 exons. The record is from RefSeq and is a predicted model, not a curated record. The coding region runs from base 625 to 8826 and encodes 2733 amino acids. Gene Ontology annotation, biological process: RNA polymerase III preinitiation complex assembly. NCBI's taxonomy places the organism in Eukaryota, Metazoa, Chordata, Actinopteri, Salmoniformes, Salmonidae. Gene Ontology annotation, molecular function: TFIIIC-class transcription factor complex binding. Gene Ontology annotation, cellular component: transcription factor TFIIIB complex.
CUGCAGUCUCCCAGGCCUCCGAGGACCUUCCCCAGGCAGGGGGCCAGUGCGUGAAGGACACCACCACAACUGCAGUGCUAGAAGCCUCCACAGAGUCCACCACACCCAGAGACCUGGAGGUCUGUGCGGUUUGUCCUUCAUUUGCUAAAAAUUUGAGACAAAAUAUCCACAGGAAAGUAUUGUUUACCAGAUGUGUUUUUUAGCGAGCCAGUAGGUAUAUGAUUUGGCACCAAGGUAAAGUUAGUUUGGUAUUGGAUCUUUUUUCAUUUCGUCAAUAGCUUUGAACUAAGCAUGCCAUUGCAAUGAAAAUGUUGUAUUGUAGAACAAUCCACACCUUCAUUUAAAAUAAUAAUUUAAAAAAUGGACAUCUGAAGAAAAAAAUGAAAAAGUCACAUAAAAAAGGUCUGGAUUGUUCUCCAUCCUCCCCUGAUUCAGAAUAUAUAGUUUAUUGUCACAGUAAAUAAUACUUUCCUGUGGAGAUUUGUCUCACAUUUCAAGCAGCUAGAAGACAAACCGCACAGACCACCUGGAGAGUAAGUCUAAAGGGAUGGAAAAGACCCAAAUGGCGAGGCUUCCAGCAGCACCCCCUCUGCCGGUCUUCAAAGGAGGAAGCGGUUCUCUGUCAUGCCAAACCUUGCCAAACCCCGGGUGGCUGCCACCCCAGCCCUCACCCGCUCCUCCCCCAGGACCCCCAAGUCCCCUGUGAGAGCGGGCACUGAGACUCCAGCUCCAACCCCUGAGGCUCCAGAGGCCCCCAGACAGACAGAUUCUGGACCCCCACAGGGCAUGAGAUCCCCAAGGCGGAGGCCCUCUGGAGGUAGUAGGCAGGCCAAAGGACAGCCCAAACCCAGUCCACUGUCCCCAGCUUCCCCAGGCCCUACAACAACCUCUCUGGGGAAUGUGGCAGUGGAGAACUCAUCCUCGUCACAACAGACCCCGCAGGCAGCAGGCAAAGGCAGCAUCCAAUCAGAUCUCCUGAAAAAAACACCAAUCAUUAAAGUUCCAUCCACUCCGUUAGAGAUGGUCCCAUCGUCCUCCCUUCCAGACAAAGAGGGUAUCUCAGUAUCAGAGAGAGCUAAGACUCUGGUUGCCAGGUCUGUGUCUGGUGGGCUCACCGGGCUGGCACCUGGGAAGUCCAGGCUUAGCAGGUUCCUGAAUGACCCAACAGACCUACAGAGGCUGGCUAAGGCCCGGAAGCUCAGAGAGCUGCUGAGACAGGAGAUGAACAAGGAGAAGAAACGGAGCAAAGCCAAGGUGUGUGUGAGCGAAUACACACUAGAUCCCUCUAAAAUGACCAUGAGAGAUCUCAUCUACUACCUGCCUGAUACCAACCCCAUGACGUCUUAUCUGGUAGAGGAACAGAGGGAGAAUGAGACUGUCCUCCCACUCACCCCACCAAGAGAAGAGUCACCUGAAAGACCCCCAACACCGGAGGUCCCAGCUGAGAUAGCCAGCCAGGGAGAUGAAGAUGAAGAUGAGGAUGACGAUGGGGUGAUGGUCCCGCGGGUGAAGGUGGCAGAAGACGGCUCUCUGAUCAUCGAUGAGGAGAGUUUGACGGUAGAGGUCUUGAGGCAGAAAGGGCCCAACCCAGCUGAUGAUAGAGACCCCAUCUUUGAGCGUGGCUCCACAACCACCUACUCGAGCUUCAGGAAGGGGACACACGUCAAGCCCUGGUCCAACAAAGAGACGGACAUGUUCUUCCUGGCCAUCAGUAUGGUGGGAACAGACUUCUCCAUGAUUGGACAGCUGUUCCCUCACCGCGGUCGCACCGAGAUCAAGAACAAGUUCAAGAAAGAGGAGAGAGCAAACAGCUGGAGGAUAGACAAGGCCUUCAAGGAGAAACGCAGGCUGGACCAUGAGUUCUUCACUAGUCUCCUGGAGAAGAUCUUGGCUGCAGAGGCAAAGAGGAACAAAAAUAAGUCCCCCACAGAGAAGAUACGCAUCAAGAAAAAAAUCAGACAGAAAGAAAAGAAUGCAGCGAAGCAGCUGAGCGACGUGGAGGAGGAGGGGUUAGACGCGGAGAUGGACACAGAGGAGGUGGAGGGAGAGAAGGAGAACGAGAACGUCUCUAACGAAGGGACCACGCUUUCUUCCGCUCCCACGCCUAAGAGAAAACGCAAAAGUAGGGAUGGUGGAGGAGAGUCCUCUCCUGAAGAAGCAAAGGAUGGAAAGAAAAAGAAGAUUGACCUAAUAACAAGCGAUCAAGAAGAGGCUGGCCUACCUGAAGAUUCUGAGGCAGGGCCUCCAGAGAGUUCAAAGCAGGCAGAAGGGCCUGUGGAAGCAGCCAAGGGACCUGUGGUGAUCAAACCAGCUCAGUUGUCCCGUGGCCGAUCCCAGAGACCUCUUCCUAACCUGGGUAGGAAGUGGGGCCAGAGGGGCCCCGAGCCCAAUACCAAGCCUAACGUUAAAGAUGGGGCCACACCUACAGAGGAGGAGAACACUGAAGAAGGGCUGUCUGAAGAACAGGUAGAUAAAGAUGCUUCCCCUUCAGUCAGUCAAAAGGAGGAGAAGAAAGCUGGUAAACUCUCUUCAUCUGAGGGAGAGGAGGAAGAAGCCAGCGAUAAACCCAUCAAACCCACCAGGUACGGCAGAUUACCCAAAAAGACACAGCUCUUGAAUUACCCUGCAAAGGAGGAUGGGGACUCGCCCUCAGACUCUGCCCCCACUCCCGCCUCAGACGGAUCCCCCUCCACCAUGCCAAAAUCCAAACCAGCUACCAGGAGGGCCAAAAUCAAACCUGGCCCAGCCCUGCCAGGUAGGAUGGGCCAAUCAGACUCUGCCCCCACUCCCGCCUCAGACGGAUCCCCCUCCACCAUGCCCAAAUCCAAACCAGCUACCAGGAGGGCCAAAAUCAAACCUGGCCCAGCCCUGCCAGGUAGGAUGGGCCAAUCAACGGCUAGGAAAUCCAAGCUGGUCACCCUCAGGGCGUCCCAGUCUGAAGAUGAGGAUGAAGAUGAGGAAGAAGGAGCAUGGAGAGAGGAGGCGCAGGCCGAGGAGGACACCCACAAUCCCACAAGCCCAGAGAAGGAGAAUCAGGCACCUGCGUUCAUCCCCAUGAGCCUUCGCUCGCCACAACCUGUCGCCACAGAGGUUGAGGAGACCAUGGAGGAGGUGAAAGGGCUCGAUAUCUCCGUCAACAUGCCUGAUGUCCUGGGUAUUUCCCAUGAUGCAUUCUGCCCUGACUCGUCAUGCGAGCGGGCACAGGGUGCUGACAUGGGCACAGUGCCCUGUGAACAUCAGUUGGACCUGUUAGUAGAUGUGAUAGACUUCCUGUCUCCAGAUAACAUGGAAGUAUCUGAGGAGAGCUACAACGAGGCAGCUAGAACCCUUCUGGCCAUCGGCAACCUCACCCACCUGUCUCAGGCGGCUGAGGCCUUCACUGCCGGAGCAGAUGAUAUCAUCACAGAAGAACGUUCCAAUGAGGACCAACUGUACCAGAUGACACCACAGCCCACUGACCAAUUACAAACUAGCACCAUUCCUUCUGAAUCUCUUAGGGUCACUGAGGCAUCACAAAUCGCUGAUGAUUCUGUACCUGUUGCCUCGUCAACAACAGCCUCUGUCCCUGUCACCACGACAACAGCUUCUAUCCCAGGCUCCAAAAUAACAGCCUCUGUCAUAAUUACCAUGGCAACAGCCUCAGUUCCAGUCACCACGACAACAUCCUCUCCUCCAGUCAACUUGACAACAACGGCCUCUAUCCGAGUCACCACAUCAACGGCAUCUGUCCCAGUGCCUCAGAGCAGUGAUACGCCCACUCUAGAAACUCCACCCAUAGAGGAGGGGCCUCUCAGACAGAUGGAGGGGACUGAUAUUGGACACGCCUCCAAGAUGGAAUCAGGUUCUGAAGUGUCAGAGGGCUCAGAGCAACAGACAACCUCACAGACCAGGAGGAGCCACUUCCCUAAGGUCAAACCCAACCUGGGACGGGCUGCCAGGACCACACAACCCAAACAGACGACCACUACACUGUCAGAACCACCACAGACUACCACCACACUGUCAGAACCACCACAGACUACCACCACACUGUCAGAACCACCACAGACUACCACCACACUCUCUGAACCACCACUUGAGCCUAUGCUGAAUAUCACCACAACCCCAGAACCACAGCCUACCAUGCAUAUUACCAUAGAACCACCACUGCCUUCUGAGAGUAUUAACACAGAGUCAGAAACACAGCCCAAACAGAGAACUACCACACACUCAAAAUCACAACCCACCACCACACACUCCAUGCACCAGCCCACCACAAAUAUUAUCCCACACUCAGAACCACCGCCCAUUAAGAAAACCAGAAUAGCGUAUUCAAAACCACAGCCUACAUUGAAUACCACCACAAACACACUCUCAAAACAACAAUCCACACAGAGUACCACCAUACUCUCACAACCACAGCCCACUUCAAGCCUUGAGCAGCCAGGUCCAGUUACACUCAGACCCAUAGUCCCAGAGUCACCUCUGAGGUCAUCAGGAGAGGUGAAAGGUCACGAUGGGCGUAAGGGAAAUACUUCCUCUUCCCUCAGUGCUGGAGGGUCCCAGUCAGGGACAUCAGACUCAGACCAGCCCAAACAGACAGGACCUGUAACCCGUAGGGCCCGUUUACCUAAACCCAAACCCAACUUGGGUCUCACCGCCAAAGCCGCUACGCGCUCUGCAGUCCAAUUACCAGAAAGCAGGCCAAGCCCUGAAGUCCAGACACCAGAGGAAGCUGAUGAGGUUCCCAUGGAAAUACAACAGAUCCACCAAGUCGUCCCCCUUUCUGACAUCAUCGAUACCACCCAGGAGGAAAUACAACAGAUUCAUCAAGUCAUCCCUCAUCCACCCAUAGAGGAGGGGCCUCUCAGACAGAGGGAGGGGACUGAUAUUGGACACGCCUCUCAGGUGGAAUCAGGUUCUGAAGUGUCAGAGGGCUCAGAGCAACAGACAACCUCACAGACCAGGAGGAGCCACUUCCCUAAGGUCAAACCCAACCUGGGACGGGCUGCCAGGACCACACAACCCAAACAGACGACCACUACACUGUCAGAACCACCACUAGAUUCUAUGCUGAAUAUCAUCACAACCUCAGAACCACAGCCUACCAUGCAUAUCACCAUAGAACCACCACUGCCUUCUGAGAGUAUUAACACAGAGUCAGAAACACAGCCCAAACAGAGAACUACCACACACUCAAAAUCACAACCCACCACAAAUAUCAUCCCACACUCAGGACCACAGCCCAUUCAGAGAACCAGAGUAGCGCAUUCAAAACCACAGCCUGCAUUGAAUACCACCACACAAUCAGAACCACCCCAGCCCACACUAAAUUCCCCCACAAACACACUCUCAAAACAACAAUCCACACAGAGUACCACCAUACUCUCACAACCACAGCCCACCUCAAGCCUUGAGCAGCCAGGUCCAGUUACACUCAGACCCAUAGUCCCAGAGUCACCUCUGAGGUCAUCAGGAGAGGUGAAAGGUCACGAUGGCUCAAAGGAAAAUAGUUCAUCUUCCCUCAGUGCUGGAGGGUCCCAGUCAGGGACAUCAGACUCAGACCAGCCCAAACAGACAGGUCCCCCAACCCGCAGGGCCCGUUUACCUAAACCCAAACCCAACUUGGGUCUCACCGCCAAAGCCACUACACGCUCUGCAGUCCAGGUACCAGAACGCAGGCCAAGGCCUGAAGUCCAGACACCAGAGGAAGCUGAUGAGGUUCCCAUGGAAAUACAACAGAUCCACCAAGUCUCCCCCCUUUGUGACAUCAUCGAUACUACCCAGGAGGAAAUACAACAGAUUCACCAAGUCAUCCCUCAUCCAACCAUAGAGGAGGGGCCUCUCAGACAGAGGGAGGGGACUGAUAUUGGACACGCCUCUCAGGUGGAAUCAGGUUCUGAAGUGUCAGAGGGCUCAGAGCAACAGACAACCUCACAGACCAGGAGGAGCCACUUCCCUAAGGUCAAACCCAACCUGGGACGGGCUGCCAGGACCACACAACCCAAACAGACGACCACUACACUGUCAGAACCACCACAGACUACCACCACACUGUCAGAACCACCACAGACUACCACCACACUCUCAGAACCACAGCCCAUUCAGAGAACCAGAGUAGCGCAUUCAAAACCACAGCCUGCAUUGAAUACCACCACACAAUCAGAACCACCCCAGCCCACACUAAAUUCCCCCACAAACACACUCUCAAAACAACAAUCCACACAGAGUACCACCAUACUCUCACAACCACAGCCCACCUCAAGCCUUGAGCAGCCAGGUCCAGUUACACUCAGACCCAUAGUCCCAGAGUCACCUCUGAGGUCAUCAGGAGAGGUGAAAGGUCACGAUGGCCGUAAGGGAAAUACUUCCUCUUCCCUCAGUGCUGGAGGGUCCCAGUCAGGGACAUCAAACUCAGACGAGCCCAAACUGACAGGUCCCCCAACCCGCAGGGCUCGUUUACCUAAACCCAAACCCAACUUGGGUCUCACCGCCAAAGCCGCUACGCACUCUGCAGUCCAGGUACCAGAAAGCAGGCCAAGGCCUGAAGUCCAGACACCAGAGGAAGCUGAUGAGGUUCCCAUGGAAAUACAACAGAUCCACCAAGUCUUCCCCCUUUGUGACAUCAUUGAUACUACCCAGGAGGAAAUACAACAGAUUCACCAAGUCAUCCCUCAUCCAACCAUAGAGGAGGGGCCUCUCAGACAGAGGGAGGGGACUGAUAUUGGACACGCCUCUCAGGUGGAAUCAGGUUCUGAAGUGUCAGAGGGCUCAGAGCAACAGACAACCUCACAGACCAGGAGGAGCCACUUCCCUAAGGUCAAACCCAACCUGGGACGGGCUGCCAGGACCACACAACCCAAACAGACGACCACCACACUGUCAGAACCACCACAGACUACCACCACACUCUCAGAACCACAGCCCAUUCAGAGAACCAGAGUAGCGCAUUCAAAACCACAGCCUGCAUUGAAUACCACCACACAGUCAGAACCACCCCAGCCCACACUAAAUUCCCCCACAAACACACUCUCAAAACAACAAUCCACACAGAGUACCACCAUACUCUCACAACCACAGCCCACCUCAAGCCUUGAGCAGCCAGGUCCAGUUACACUCAGACCCAUAGUCCCAGAGUCACCUCUGAGGUCAUCAGGAGAGGUGGAAGGUCACGAUGGCUCAAAGGAAAAUAGUUCAUCUUCCCUCAGUGCUGGAGGGUCCCAGUCAGGGACAUCAGACUCAGACCAGCCCAAACAGACAGGCCCCCCAACCAGGAGGGCCCGUUUACCUAAACCCAAACCCAACUUGGGUCUCACCGCCAAAGCCGCUACGCGCUCUGCAGUCCAAUUACCAGAAAGCAGGCCAAGCCCUGAAGUCCAGACACCAGAGGAAGCUGAUGAGGUUCCCAUGGAAAUACAACAGAUCCACCAAGUCUCCCCCCUUUGUGACAUCAUCGAUACGACCCAGGAGGAAAUGGAACAGAUUCACCAAGUCAUCCCUCUUACUGAUGUCAUUGAUUCUACCCAGGGCGAUAUCUCUCUCUUUACGGAGGGAAGCUUUUUCUCGCAACAAAGUGAUGCUGUCUUCAUACAGCACUCAGAAACGUCUGUGUCGACUGCUCCGUUGGACCAGGCCCAGUCAGACCCGGAUGAGCCUAUAUUCAUCCUCUCCCUGACUGAAAUCCCAGUGCUCCCCGCAGGGGAGGAGAAUGGCUGCACAUCCCAGACCCUCUCUGAGCCUUUCUUUUUUCUACCAGACGCAGGCGCUCAACUGCAGCAGAGCAGUGAUAUUGUUGCCCCCGGAGGUAGUUUGGAGAAAGGGAAUGCUGGUGUCCUCUGUGAAGUCCCUGAGCCUAUGUCAGUGGAUGAGGUCCUUCCUCAACCCUCAUACACCAGUAUCAAGGAAGUGGAGUCUGGCUCCACGGCGGGUCCAGUAGGUGUGUGUGCCUCGGCCAAACCCUCAGAAGACUCCAUGGCUGAUGCAGAGACUAGUGAGGACACGCAUCCUCCUUCUAAGAAGAGGAAAGCGCCAGAGAGAGCCAGGAGAGACAAACUGCAGGUGAGACCUAACACUGCAGUAAGGGAACAGACCAGUUGUUCGGCCCCUGCCAAGGAGGCUGUGUCACCCAUUACCCCAGACCAGACACCCUCUUUGACCACUACCACCCUAGACACUUACCACCUCCCUGCCUCCAGUCCCCUGGCCCAGCCAGGCCCCUCCGUCACGGGAACUGCAUCACAGCAGGGGACUGUGGGCUGUUUCGAUCAUACAGAGACCGAGCACACGCCGACUGGAGGGGAGGACAAUAGUUCAGGGGCGGAGUCUCAGGCUGCCCGUCAAAUUACACCGCUGGCUAUGAGUGGCCCCUUGAGCAGGCCUGGUAGGAGACCCAGAGGAUUCCUGUCUUUCAUGUCCAAUAAGAACGCCUCCCCUGUAGCUGCCCCCCCCCGAGGUACCAGAGCAGCCGCUCGGAGGCCCCAGGUCAACACCACCCGCCCAGGGGGGAAACGGGCUGCUCCUGCACCUUCCACCACAACCAGAACCAUGCCUUCACCUCCCAUAAUGCAUUACACCACCACCCCCACUAGGGCCACCAGAACCACCACUAAGCCAGAUUUUUCCGCCAGGGUGACUCAGGAAAAACCCUCUGAUGCCCUGGCCUUACACUCAGACCCAGAGCCCAGUACUUCCCUGUGUACUACAGCUACUGAGUCCUCUCAGGUGCCAGCCGCCCAGUCCAGUGCGUCUCCCUGUGUGGACAGCGGUUCAGCAGACGAGGAACCCAUCAACGUGUCCCAGUACUUCUUCAGUGACAUCUUCACCGAGGUCGAGGAGAAUGAGGGAUGAGAGACGGAGGAAGGGAAAGGAGAUCAAAAAGGCACUCUCUCUCUCUUUGUUUGAAUCAAACUGGAGAACAAAAUGUUAAACACUUAAGAAAACAUGUUUUUGUAUCUACCACUGAGAUUACGUUUCUGCUUGCUUAUGUUUAUGCGAACAAGGUUUCAUGCUUGCAGCGAACAGAUUUGGUCACAAGAUGGCAACAGUGAAACCAAACUAGGGAUAAUUCCUCUUCAAAUUUUGGGGGGGACCAAACUGGCGCGCCUUUAAGCUACUUUCCUAUAUUGAAUGAUUACGUUUUUUUGGCUAUUUUACCCCAAUCAUAUCAUCUAGCCUAUUGAGUAAUCUAUUCAAUCUAAUAACAUAUUUAUAUUUAUUUGGUUUGUAUUUUUUCAAACCACACCAAGCCAGACAUUCAUGAUCAUUUCCCUCUAUCUGCAAGAAGGAGAAUACUUGAAAUCAGUGUCAACUCACUCUACUACAGGGACUUUCACAUUCAAAUUUGUGUUCUUAUUUGAAAUAUUGUUUACAUAGGUAGCCAUUGUCUAAACAUGAGCAUUGUGUGUAUAUAUGUUUAUUAUAAUUUAGAUCUGAUAUAUUGGAGGGGUAUGUAUCCUUAACAUUUACUUUGGUUUUUCACUCUUCAUGCUUGAACAAGACCCAGCUUUGCAGCUUGAGGGACAGCACAGCAAUGUCUCUUUAUUUCAUGCUCCCUGAAGAUACAGGAAAUAUAAUUUCAAAUGGCGCUGGAACAGAAUCCUCUAGUUUAAUCCAUGUACAGUGACAAACUCACAGAAACAGUGCACAGAUCAUGAGUUCAAUUCCAGUUCUGAAUGAUUGAUUAUGUUCUGCAGCCACUGUUGGUUCAAACUAACAUAGCUGUUCUGUAGCUUAUGUCAAAUAUGUGAAUAAAGUUUUAUACGGUAAUGUCUA